UUGAUUGGUUGUGUGUGUGGGUGGUGUGCGCAGCUGUGCAGUGCCAGCACGUGCGGGUGCCUGUGGGCGGGCGUGGGGCUGCGCGCGGCGCUGCUGCCGCUGGCGGGGCGCGUCCGUCUGCUGCACCUGGCCGCGCUGACCUCGCUCAUGCUGCACGUGCUGCUGCUAGUGGUGCACGUCACCCGCCUCGUAGACUUGCUGCCCGUCGACUGGAACAAGAUGGGUGGGUGUGCUGGUGGUUGGAGUGCACUGACGCUGGCGAGCGGCGGGCUGCUCACGUUGCACGCCGUGCUGUUCGCGCCCGGCUACAGGCUGGCGCCGCACCAGCUCACGCAGCUCCUACUCGCAGCUGCGGGUGUGGGUGUGGGCGGCGCGUGUUUCGGCGCAUGGCUGGCGGCGCUGGCGGUGCGCGCGGCGCGAGCGGGCUGCAUGGCGGCCGAGCGUGGCUCCGUUGCCGCGUCCGGCGCCGCCUCGCGCCGCUCUAGCGCCUACCGCGCCGUGCCCAGCGCACAGCCCUCCACCGAGCGCGACCACCCCUUAUAG
Parnassius apollo (apollo) is the source of this 543-nucleotide messenger RNA. The record is from the annotation of a GenBank genome assembly. NCBI's taxonomy places the organism in Eukaryota, Metazoa, Arthropoda, Insecta, Lepidoptera, Papilionidae.